Molecule: messenger RNA, 1373 nt
Organism: Zingiber officinale
Lineage: Eukaryota; Viridiplantae; Streptophyta; Magnoliopsida; Zingiberales; Zingiberaceae
Exons: 6
Coding region: 1-771 (256 amino acids)
Biological process (GO): cytochrome b6f complex assembly
Source: RefSeq, a predicted model, not a curated record
AUGGGCGUAGGAUCACGUGUGGCGCCGAGGCUGACGCUGUCGAGGAAUGGCAAUGGUAGGACGGCCGUGGGCCGUCAGAUCCGCGAUGGUGCCGUACGGUGGAUUACCGCUGCCGGCAAAGAUAACGACCUCGUUAACGGCGCCGUCAUAAUGAAGUCACAAGAGAACAGAAAAAUUCAAGCCCCAAUAACUAACCAUGGAUAUGGAGGUUUCAAUGCAACAGACAUCGGCCCCAGGCAGGGUGCAGUGAAUGGUCCUUUAUCCGUUCGCUUCCUUCUCUUCCGACGAGAGGCCCACCUCCCUUCCUCCUCCUUCCUCGAUCCACUAACUCCCUUGUCCGCCACCGCUUCCUCUUCACAGUCGUUGCCCGGGACUCCAAUCCCCAGCAACAACAAGCAGCAGCAGAAGCAAGAGAUCAACGUCUCCGUCCUACGUUUCACGCUUGGGAUUCCGGGCCUUGACGAGUCCUACCUUCCGAGAUACCUCAGGAUUGCACUUGGCACUCUAAUCGUGAUCAACCACGUUUUCUCCGCUGCCCCCGCCACUCCUUCUCAGCUGAGAACUGAGGCUCUAGGGAUUUUCUUGGCUACUUUCUCGGUCGUCCUCCUCCCUUAUCUUAGGAGGUUUCUUGAGGGUGCAAUAGUGGAUUGUACCUCACUGCCAAAAGGAAAUAGGCAACUAUUUCUCAUGUCCAAUAACAUCUCAGAUGAUCUGAAGGAAGAUAUGUCAUGGGUGAUGGGCCUCUUAUGCUCUUUUACGCAACAUGAAUAGCAUAUCAGUGGUAUAACUUCACAUUUCACUAAAAAUUAGGUGCCAAAAUUGAGAUGAUAGUAUAUUCAUAAGGUAGUAUUGUCCAGUACAUUUUUAUAUAUAUCUCUUUGUGCUAGAUUAUAGCAGUUAUUGAUGUACUAUGUAUACGUGGAUAUUGGAACAUGACUGAAGAUGAAGACGAUUCUGAGAGAUCACCUAUUGCAAUGGUUUGGCAAUGGGAUUCAGCAAAGUAGCUUUUUUGACUUGAAAGAAACACUAUAUUUUCCUGAAAGCCUAGGUAUGAUAAAAUUUUCUUCUUGGAAAGGAUAAAUACCUAUGUUCCUUUCAAACUUUAUCAUCUAGUCUAAAUGAGUUAGGAUGGAUUGCUUCAAGAAGAAUACCCUGUUCAUAAUUCGCCCAAUUGAUGAACCGCUGCCUAAGAUAAUAAAGCUUCAAUUGAUGAAUAAAAUAUUAGCUAAAUUCUUGGAAUCCAUGCAGUUUUUUAGAAGAUUCCAUUAUGUGUUAGAAUGAAACAAACAAAAGAGUGCCAUUUGUACAUGUAAAUGCGAUGACAAUACAUCGUGAGUCCUAAACCAUUUGUGGUAGGCAAUAUGUGCAUGUAA